Rhizoctonia solani is the source of this 3423-nucleotide messenger RNA. RefSeq names its product potassium/sodium efflux P-type ATPase. The record is from RefSeq and is a predicted model, not a curated record. NCBI's taxonomy places the organism in Eukaryota, Fungi, Basidiomycota, Agaricomycetes, Cantharellales, Ceratobasidiaceae. Gene Ontology annotation, molecular function: ATP binding; P-type calcium transporter activity; ATP hydrolysis activity. The coding region runs from base 1 to 3423 and encodes 1140 amino acids. Gene Ontology annotation, biological process: calcium ion transmembrane transport; intracellular calcium ion homeostasis. The transcript has 11 exons. Gene Ontology annotation, cellular component: plasma membrane.
AUGGGCCUCUUUUCACGCAAACGCUUUGGAAAGUCGUACACUAUCGACGAACGCGCUGUCAAUGCCAAAGGCAAGCAGCAACAACCACAACCUGGCCAAAUCCCACUCUCGGAGCGAGCGCACCUGCUCGAUGCUGCAGCGAUUAUUCGCAAACUGCGCUCUAGUGAACACGAUGGCCUGACCCAAGAAGAAGCUCAACGCCGCCUCGAAGAAUAUGGCGAGAACGCUCUUGAUGACGAAGGAGGUGUCUCUGCCAUCAAAGUCUUAAUUCGUCAAAUGGCCAAUGCACUUACACUUGUCCUCGUCGCCGCUUGUGCCCUUUCUUGGGGUGUGCAGGACUGGAUUGAAGGUGCUGUCAUUACCGCCGUCAUCCUUCUCAACGUCACGGUUGGUUUCAUCCAAGAAUACAAGGCCGAGAAAACCAUGGACUCUUUGCGAUCUCUAUCAUCCCCUACUGCCCUCGUAUUGCGAGAUGGUGAAGCGCAAACUGUUCCAUCCCGCCAUGUCGUCCCAGGUGAUAUAGUCUUGAUCAAGCUUGGUGACGUUGUCCCAGCGGAUAUGCGUGUUAUUACGGCCGCAAACGUCGAGUGUGACGAGGCACUUUUGACCGGAGAAGCUUUGCCUGUCUCUAAAGUAGUCCACCGGUUACAUAAUGGAGCCGAUCGCAAGCCCCCCGCUGACGACUCUGCCGGACCGGACCCCGACCAAGUGCACACUGACGGCGAUGUUGGCGUAGGCGACCGCAUCAACAUGCUCUUUUCAUCUGCCAAUGUUGUCAAGGGUCGUGCCACCGGAAUCGUCGUCGCUACUGGAAUGGGAACUCAAGUCGGUGCCAUCGCUGCAGCCAUGAAGAAGAAAAAGGGCAGCCGCGUUCCGAAGAGAACCGGCGAUGGUCAAAAGAUUAGCUUACCUAAACGUAUCAAAGAGCACAUUAUGGUUAUCCUCGGUCUACGGUCCGGUACUCCACUUCAGAUCAAACUGUCCAAGCUCGCCUAUCUCUUGUUUAUCUGUGCAAUCAUCUUGGCUAUCAUCGUCUUUGCUGUAGCACGAUUCAACAUAUCCAAUGAAGUCGCCAUCUACGCUAUUGCCCUUGGGAUUGCAAUCAUUCCUGAAUCUCUUAUCGCUGUCCUUACGAUCACUAUGUCGGCCGGUACAUCCCGUAUGGCCAAGCAACACGUCAUUGUCCGCAAGUUGAACGCACUCGAGGCACUUGGAGGUGUGACGGACGUCUGCUCGGACAAAACUGGUACCUUGACCCAGGGCAAGAUGGUGGUCCGCAAGCUGUGGAUUGCUUCGGGUUUGGUUGGAAAUAACGAGAAGGUCUCUGGUUCUGGUACCGGUCAGGGUUCGAGGAGCUUUAGCGUUGAGGCCGGACCCGAAGCCCUUCGGCCCGAGGGGCGGGUAUUUGAAGAUGUUCCAGGCGAAUCGGGGGAUGAGAAGAUCAUCAAACCCGGUUCGUUGGACUCUGGCUUGCGUGCAAUUGUCGAAUGCGCUAGUCUGUGCAACGUCGCAACCAUCUCGCAAAAUAAGGAAGGCGUCUGGAAGUCGACUGGCGAUCCAACCGAAGUUGCGCUCCAGGUUUUGGCUCACAAAUUGCAGCUCGGACGUCCUAAACUCGCCCGCGUUCAAAGUGAGGAAGAGGACGAAGAUGGCGCUGAGAUUGAUGAUAAAAGGGACGGGAGACGCUACCGGCUUCUUGUCGAGUAUCCCUUCGACUCCGAGUUGAAACGUAUGAGUGUCAUUUAUUCCGACCGCGAACGCCCGAACGAAAACUUGGUUUUGCUCAAAGGAGCGGUUGAGAAUGUCCUUGCAGCCAGCACGACCUGUUUGGCCAACCCGACCUCAGGUAUCGAAGAGGUUAUUCCGUUCACCGAGGCCCUCCGCGCUGCUACCAUGGCUCAAACCGAGACUCUCGCCGCACAAGGACUCCGUGUCCUCGCUCUCUCUGCUCGCCGCUCAGCCACUACCGGAUCUUCCGAAAACCCCAGUCGGGAGGAUACCGAGCGCGAAAUGACUUUCCUAGGUCUCGCUGGUAUCUAUGACCCUCCUCGCCCCGAAUCGCGCGAGGCCGUCCGGGCUUGCCGAGCUGCCGGUAUUACUGUCCACAUGCUCACGGGUGAUCAUGCCGCCACCGCCGCUGCUAUUGCUCGCGAAAUUGAGAUUGUUGGUCCUGACGCUCGUGUCGGGGGCAAGGAUGGUCAAAUCAUGACUGCCGCCGAGUUCGAUAGGCUCACCGACGAGGAGAUUGAUCAACUUCCGGAACUUCCGCUCGUUAUUGCUCGUUGCGCUCCCCAGACCAAAGUCCGCAUGAUUGAAGCUGGUUCCAGGCGAAGGAAGUACAUGGCUAUGACUGGCGACGGUGUCAAUGAUGCGCCCUCACUCAAACUCGCGCCGGUAGGCAUUGCAAUGGGUAUGGGUGGCUCUGAUGUAGCCAAAGAUGCUUCCGACCUCGUUCUUACCGAUGACAACUUCGACUCUAUUCGAUCCGCCAUCAGCGAAGGCCGCCGCAUAUUCGACAACAUCCAGCGUUUCGUCCUGCAUCUGCUCACCACCAACGUUGCCGAAGUCCUUCUACUCGUAAUCGGUCUUUGCUUUAUCGACGGCCAAGGAGCUAGUGUGUUCCCAUUGAGUCCGUUGGCGAUUCUAUGGAUCAACAUGGUUACAAGCAGCCCCCCUGCCUUUGGUCUCGGUUUGGAAAAGCCGGCCGUGAAUAUUAUGAAGCGCCCCCCGCAUAACAUUAAGACUGGUGUUUUCACGCUUCAAGUUAUCGGCGAUGUCUUUUUCUACGGGUUUGUUAUGGGUGCGACCUGCCUGGCCGCUUUUGUGAUCGUGGUCUACGGUGCCAACGAUGGAAACCUCGGCCAAGAGUGCAAUCGUGGGCUUAACGAAGGCUGUGAUGCUGUCUUCCGUGCCCGUUCGACUGUCUUUGCCACACUCAUCUUCCAGAUCUUGUUCUACGCAUGGGAGCUCAAGGCCCUCGACCGCUCUGUGUUUAACAUCACGCCCGGCCGCUUCUUCUUCAAGGACCUCUGGGCGAACCAGAUCCUCUUCUGGUCCGUCGUGAUUGGCUGCGCAUCCGUCCCUCUCGCGAUCUACGUCCCCGGUCUCAACACCCGUGUCUUCUACCAAAGCGGAAUCACAUGGGAGUGGGGUAUCAUCGUCGGGAUGACCUUGGUCUUCAUCUUGUCCGCUGAACUCUGGAAGAUCUUUGUUCGCAGCACGCCAUGGUACAACCGCCUCGGCGAGAAGCAUGGCUGGAGCGCGACCGCCGACGUUGUACGACCUGACCACAAGAAGCGAGCUCGUGGCGAUAGCGCAAGCUCCAUGGGUACUGAGACGUUGAACCUCGGCGAAAAGUCCCGAGAGAACAAGGAGGCAAGGGAACAACGACCACAGGAGGAAUUUGGCGACCAACGAGUAUGA